Ascochyta rabiei is the source of this 618-nucleotide messenger RNA. RefSeq lists its product as uncharacterized. The transcript has 2 exons. Gene Ontology annotation, molecular function: acyltransferase activity, transferring groups other than amino-acyl groups. The record is from RefSeq and is a predicted model, not a curated record. Lineage: Eukaryota; Fungi; Ascomycota; Dothideomycetes; Pleosporales; Didymellaceae. Bases 1 to 618 code for a protein of 205 amino acids.
AUGGAUGCUGUAUUCCCCGCGCACCAAACCUCUGCCGGGCGCAAGGUAGGGAGUGAGCGCAUGCUCCAAAUAUUCCACGGAGACCCGUAUAGCAACUUCAUGAAAGCUGUCGACAACGACACCGGGGAGAUUGUGGCAGCUGCGAAAUGGAACAUUUACAAGGGCGGCGAAGUGCCUCCACAGCCUGAAUUAGAUGGCGACUACUGGGAAAGCAAGGAGGAAAAGGAGUUUGCGCAGUGUAUUUUCCGAGGGUUCCUCGCUCCAAGACAGAAGGUGAUUGAAGAAACAGACGCCCAUCUGGUUGCAUUGGAUAUGUUGAUCGUCGACCCCGCCUACCAGGGCAUGGGUGCUGGCAGGAAGCUAGUUAGAUGGGGUCUUGCCCGGGCUGACGAGAUGGGCGUGGAUGUAAGUUUAUCAACCACGACCAAGCGAAGAUGUUCAACUGAUCAGAACCAGGCUGUUGUUGAAGGAUCAGAUCGGGGUCGGAGACUAUACGCAUCAGAGGGGUUUGAUGGACCCCAUUACAUUGUCCCUGUGCCUGAGAAGUUUGCUGCAAGGCGCAAGCAAACGUACUGGUGGAUGAGGCGUCCGGCCCCGGGAAAGAUGGCGACUUCGUGA